Molecule: messenger RNA, 5639 nt
Organism: Centruroides sculpturatus (bark scorpion)
Lineage: Eukaryota; Metazoa; Arthropoda; Arachnida; Scorpiones; Buthidae
Product: protein polybromo-1-like
Exons: 42
Coding region: 262-5343 (1693 amino acids)
Biological process (GO): chromatin remodeling
Cellular component (GO): RSC-type complex
Molecular function (GO): chromatin binding; protein binding
Source: RefSeq, a predicted model, not a curated record
GAAAUCGAUUAUCUUCUUCGUUAGGAGCGGAGAAAAUGGCGGAUUUAAGUGUAAAUAACGGUUGGGUCGACGAUUAUAGAAAAUUCUUGUUUAUUUACGAUAAGAUUCGCAAAUGUUGAAAUUAAUUGUAAUAAGAUCGUUUCUUUUUUUCAAAUAUAUUAGUUUUAUGCAUUUAUUUUAAAGGCGUGGCUUCCUUUGUCUGAUUUUUCAAGAAAGAAAUUUUUCUAAAGAAAUUUGAGUAGUGAAAAAAACUUUAUAAAUAUGCCAAAAAGGAGAAGAACUCAUGGAAAUGAUGAAGGAAAGGAUCAAGAAGAACUUGUAAAGAAAAGACGUCGCAUGCAGUUUGAUGUGGAUCAUCAUGGAGAUGGUAAUGAAGAAGAUAACCCAUAUGAAGAAUUAUUCACAGCAGUGAUGACAGCUACCGAUAAUGAGGGAAGAUCUUUAAGCACUAUGUUUCAGCUGUUGCCAUCUAAAGUGACAGUCGAUGGAAAGGAUUCUCAAAUGGAUCAUCUCACCUCCUGUAAGAAAGUUGGAAGAUCAAAAAGACAACAGAAAAGCAGAUACCCAGAAUAUUAUAAAGUUAUUCAUGAUCCAAUAGAUUUAAAAAUGAUUGCCACAAAAAUUCAAAAUAAUAGCUAUCAAACAUUAACAGAAUUUGAAAGGGAUUUGCUAUUAAUGGUGAAAAAUGCAAAAACUUUCAAUGAGCCAGGAUCACAAAUUUAUAAAGAUGCUGCUGCCUUAAGGAAAGUAAUAAUCAAUAAGAAAACAGAGAUUGAUCAAAGAAGAUCUUUACCUGCAAAAAUUAGUGAGAGGAUAAGAGCUAGAAGAAUGGCAAGUGGCCAGAAAUGGUCUGCAAUUACAGCUGCAUUGCAAUAUGAAUCUGAUUUUGAUGAUAGAGGAAGCAACACUCCCUCUUACAGUUCUACUGGAAUUGAAAAUAUGGUUGAGGAAAGUAAUGAAGCACAAGAUGAAGGAAAUGAAUCAGGGCCAGAUGAUGCAGAUACAAAUCCUCAAUGGCAGUUAUAUGAAACUGUAAAAAAUUACCAGAAAUCACCAAGUCAUUUGUUAUCUGAGCCCUUUCAACGGUUACCUUCAAGAAGAUCUUAUCCAGACUACUAUAAAGAAAUUAAACAGCCUAUAUCUUUAUUUAAGAUUCGGACUAAAAUUAAGACGGGACAAUACAAUAGUACUAUGGAUGUAGUAGAUGACAUGAACUUAAUGUUUGAAAAUGCUAGGAAAUAUAACAGACCUGAAUCUAAGAUCUAUAAGGAUGCUGUGAAGCUCCAAAAAAUUAUGCAGUCCAAAGCCAGGGAGCUGAUUAACUUGCACAUGAAGGAUUCAGAUAGUGAUGAUGAUGAUGAACGUACACCAAAACGUAAAGGAAAAAAAGGUCUAUUUGGUAGUCUCUGGGGUGAUACGAAAAGAAGAAGAACUUUUGACUUUGAAUUUUCAAUGAAGAAACGAAUGAAAUAUCUAUAUAAGAGUCUUAUUGAUUAUACUGAUGAAUCAGGAAGGCCAUUAAUUACAAUGUUUAUGGAGAAGCCAUCUAAAAAAGAUUAUCCUGAUUAUUAUGAAAUUAUAACUAAUCCUAUUGACAUGAAAACAAUUGAAACUAAUAUUAAAUUAGAUAAAUAUCUUUCAGAAGAAUCACUUAUAUUGGAUUUUAAGUUAAUGUUCAAUAACUGUCGCCAAUAUAAUGAAGAGGGUUCUCAAAUUUAUCGUGAUGCUGAAACAUUAGAAAGAAUAUUACUGGAAAGAAUAAGAGAUUUGGGCCCUUUAAGUGAAAUUCAUAAAUCAGCUAGAAUCUCAGGAAAGAGAACAGUAACGGAGCUAGCAAGAGAAGAUUUGUAUGUAAAAAAGAGCAGAAAUACGUAUUUGAAACAAAAAUUGAAAACACUUUAUGACACCAUUAGAGAAUAUACUGAUAACAAAAAUCGUAAACUGUCAACAAUCUUUAUGAAACUACCAUCUAAAACUGAGUAUCCUGAUUAUUAUGAAGUAAUCAAAAGACCUUUGGAUAUGGACAGAAUAGGAAAUAGAAUGAAAACUGGGCAGUAUGACAGUUUAGAAGAUAUGCUAUCUGAUUUUGUUCUGAUGUUUGAUAAUGCCUGUAAAUAUAAUGAGCCAGAUUCACAAAUAUAUAAGGUAAAAAACAAGAUUUCAAUUCAGGAUGAAGAAGGACGUUGUUAUAGUGAUUCAUUAGUAGAAUUAUCUGAAACAGAUACCUCUUCUGAUCCUCAAUGCCCUAUGAAGAAACCUUUAAGUCUUGAUAUAAUAAAAAGGAGACUUGAUAAAGGACGUUACAAGCGACUAGAUACUUUUCAAGAUGAUGUUUUUGAAGUUUUUGAACAUGCUCGAAAUGUCAGCAGAACAGAUUCCCAAGUGUUUGAAGAUUCAAUUGAAUUACAGUCAUAUUUUAUUAGAAUGAGAGAUGAAUUAUGUCGAUUUGGUGAAGUUUUACAAUCACCUGCUUUGAAAUAUAGAGAGUGCCAUUUACAAUCUAGUGUUGAAGCAUUAAAAGCUGAAAAACUUCCUUGUGAACAACAAGAAGCAGAGUUGGAACCUAAACAAGAAAAGGAUGAAAGCACAGAAAUUUCCACAGCAGAUAGUAUGACUUUUAAAGGAAUGACUUAUUACAUUGGUGAUUUUGUAUAUAUAGAACCUAGAGAAAAAGGGAUGGAACCACACAUAAUGCAUAUAGAAAAGCUUUGGAGGGAUAAUCAAGGUGAACAAUGGAUAUAUGGGUGUUGGUUUUAUAGACCAAAUGAAACAUUCCAUUUGGCUACAAGAAAGUUUCUCCAAAAGGAACUUUUUAAAAGUGAUAAUCACAAUAGCGCACCUCUUUCUCAAGUAAUGGGAAAAUGUUAUGUGAUGUUCGUUAAAGAUUAUUUUAAAUAUAGACCAGAAGGUUGUGAUGACAAAGACAUUUAUGUAUGUGAAUCACGUUAUUCUGCAAAAGCCAAAGCAUUUAAAAAAAUCAAGGUAUGGGGUUUUACACCCAAUAAUUAUGUAUCUAUAGUUGUCAGAGAAGAACCACUAAAUCCUAUAAGAGUGCCAUCAGUUUUUAAAGAUGGUGUAGAAAAACCAAAAGAUGAAGGUUCUGAUAUAGAUGAUAAUGAUUUAGUCAUUGUUGAAAAACCUAGACCUAAUAUCAUCUGUGAAGUACAAAAUCCUGAGGAUGGUGCCGUCUAUUAUGAACAAUACAGCAUUCCUGCAGGGACAUUUAAACUUGGUGAUUAUUGUUAUGUCCGAACUGAACAUAUAAAAAGUUUGAUUGGAAGGAUAGAUAGGAUGUGGGUGAAUAAAGAAGGUGUUGCUUUCUUUCAUGGACCGUGGUUUAUUACUCCACAAGAAGUACAUCACCCACCUACAAGACUUUUCUAUAAACAAGAAGUGUUUCUGAGUUCCAUUGAAGAUACUAAUCCAUUACUAAGUGUCAUUGCUCGUUGUGCUGUAUUAGAUUUAAAAGACUACAUCACUCGACGAGUUACUGAAAUUCCAGAGCAAGAUGUAUACAUUUGUGAAUCUCGUUAUUUGGAAGCAGAAAGACAAAUCAGAAAACUCCCGAAAGGUUUAAAGGUUUGUAAAUUGCUAAAAAAAUUUUAUAAAAUUCUUUUUACAGGUGAUUAUUGUUAUGUCCGAACUGAACAUAUAAAAAGUUUGAUUGGAAGGAUAGAUAGGAUGUGGGUGAAUAAAGAAGGUGUUGCUUUCUUUCAUGGACCGUGGUUUAUUACUCCACAAGAAGUACAUCACCCACCUACAAGACUUUUCUAUAAACAAGAAGUGUUUCUGAGUUCCAUUGAAGAUACUAAUCCAUUACUAAGUGUCAUUGCUCGUUGUGCUGUAUUAGAUUUAAAAGACUACAUCACUCGACGAGUUACUGAAAUUCCAGAGCAAGAUGUAUACAUUUGUGAAUCUCGUUAUUUGGAAGCAGAAAGACAAAUCAGAAAACUCCCGAAAGGUUUAAAGAAAUUUAAUCUUAGUCAUGGUGUGACAGAUGAUGAAUAUUAUUAUUUUAGAAAGCCAGUUAAUCCACAAAAGGAACUGUCACCACUAAUGCCAAAGAUGAACAGUGAGACUGACAAUGAAGAUUCUAAUGAUCAACCUCCUUCCUGCACCCCAAAGGAUGAACAAGUUUUUGCUACUCCUUCAUCCUCUAAGAAGAAAACAAUGAAGAGACUAGUUACUGGUUAUAUUCUUUUUGCUAGUGAAGUAAGAAAAUCUGUUGUUGCGGCAAAUCCAGAUCGUUCAUUUGGAGAAAUAAGCCGCAUGAUUGGAACCGAAUGGCGAAAUCUUCCUGCUGCCCAAAAAGCUGAAUAUGAAGAUAGAGCACAAAAACAGAAUGAAGAAAAUGCUGCCAAAGAAGGAUUUGAUAGUUUGCCACAUUCCCCAGCUUCUGCCCAUGGUGACAGUGGAAAAGGUGGAAAUCCAGAAAAAGGAGAAAAUAUGGUGUAUGAAUGUCAAUGGGAAGGGUGUGAUUAUCAAUUUGAAGAUCAUCAAGAUCUCAUUGAUCAUCUUAUCACCGAGCCAAAUGGUCAUGUCCAUAUAUCAUAUCAAAAUGCAAAAGAAAAUGAAUUCCAAUGUUUAUGGCAAAACUGUACCCGUAUUAAAAAGAAUGUUCCACCAUUUCCUAAUAUGCAGAGACUAGUCAGGCAUUGCAAAGAGGUUCAUUUAAAAGCUGCUGCUAAAUGUAUUCUUCCUGAUAACAGGAGCAGGAAUUUUGUACCUUCACGUCGCUCUUCUCCUGGUACCUCAGGACCUAAUUCAAAUAUACCUGCUUAUGCACCAGGCAUGUUUCCUGGUCAUCCUUCAAAUUAUCAUCCUGGAAUACCUUAUAAUACUCACGUUACCCAAUCAAACACUGGAAUGACUUUACCUUAUGUAUCUCAAGGCUAUUGCAUUUCUUCUCCAAAUAUUUUUCAUAUCCCAAAUCCUGCUCCCACAUUGCCUUAUCCUACACUUUCCCAUGUACCUUUCCUCUUUACUGUUGCAUCUAAUACUGCUAGAACUGCUUUUUUGUAUAAUAAUCCUAAAGGUAUUGGAACAUGGCAUCGAACUCCAGAUCCUAUAUUUAUUUCCAGUCCACCAAGGGCGCAAAGAUUAUUACAUUCAACAACCUAUAUCAAGUAUAUUGAAGGUUUACAAGCAGAAAAUAAGCAUAUCAGUAAUUGGGAUGCCCAAUUGAAAGCAACUAGAGAAAACACAACUCUGAGUGAUGUCAGUCGUCUUCCCAUUCACUGGUUAGCCAAUGGAGCAGGAAAUCACGGAAAUGUUGUAAAUGCACUGUGGGCAUUAAGAGACUUUAUGCUGAAAGAUGCGUUAAAUAUUUCCAAAAUUUUAUAGUUGUUUAAAUCAUAUCUGUUUAUUUAUAUAUCAAGCCAUCCUUUGUGACUAAUAUUUCCAUUUCAUAUUGCUCUCAAUAUUUGAUGGAAAAUCAAAAACUUUGCUCUGAAAGAAGCAAAUUAUUUCACUUUUUAAAAAAAUCAUCUGAAAAAACUCAUUUCAUACUUGUAUUUUAAUGUCAGAAUCUCAGUUCCUGUUUCUAUACGAAGAAUAAUUAUAAAUUGUAGCAGUUGUGUCAUAUUUCAUUUGUUUAUCUCCAUUUUAUAUGUACAAGACAAAUAAAUUGUUGAUUUGUA